AUGUCACCCCUCGACGAGGCAAUAUCCAAACGACACCGUUUAUCGAUUUGGCAUGUCUACCACAAAGGCGACGAGCACAUCUCAAUAACGCCAUUCAUCAACCCGAGAAAGGAGCUCGGAUCUAGUAAGAAGAGACACGAAAAACUCGCAGCUGGGUAUCCCAAAUCCCGAGACAGAACCGAUGAAUCCAACAGCUAUUUCGUGCACCACCCGACUCUCUUAUUCCACAAUACGCCACGUACUCUCCGUCGCGGAAACAAGAACGGAACACCGAUCUGCCUCAUAAAGUGCGGGGCCUUUUGGCGGAAAUGGACAAUCCAGUUCGGCAGUAAUCUGAAGGAUGUUAUUGAUCCUAGAGGCGUGGUAAAAUGGGAAUGCCGCAGUAACAAAAACAAUACAACUCUCAACGAUGAUCGUGCCUUGAAAGGGUAUAAGGUCCGCAACUGGAGGGUUUGGGGGAAAGUGGGAAAAGUUAUCAUCGACAAACGCAAGGCCGAAAAGGAAGAACUUGCCGAAGGGAAGCAAAAGGCGAAUGCCUUGGAUAACGGUCCCGUUGGGAUGGAGAAUGUCGCUGAAUCUGGGAAGCAAGACUCGAGCUAUUCACAAACACAAUCCCCCAGUCCUCCUUCUUACUCUACAGUGCGACAAGAGGCUAUACCACAACCAGCAGUUGCGGAAGAAGCGGUCCGUCUGAACUGGAGUUCUCCAUUCUCGUUGAACCCUCGACGCUAUAGCUUCGAAUAUGCCAAUAUCAAAUUCUUCUGGAAAGGAACGAGAGACGUCCACCCGGAUGACAAAUUGGCUAGAUGGUUCAUGCCCUUUAGUCACUUGAAGUUGAUUGCUAGACUCCCUGGGAUUGGUAGUGAAGAUAUCUUCAUUGGGAAAUACACACCAAGCUUCGCGUACCGGAAAUUCGGCGAGUUGUGGGUUUUCGAUUCUGCGGUAUCUGAGCUGCUUGGUGAAGAUCAUUCCUCUACUUGGACCGAACAAGCUACAGAGCGAGCUACAAGAAGUGAAUUGGGGGAUAUUCGGCAGACUCGAUUGUAUGAAUUGAUCAUGGCGACUGCCAUGUGUAUGAUAAUCGGCGAGUCGCAGAAGCGGAUGAUUCUCAUGUUGUUAUUUACAAUAGCGGCGGAAGGGGGAAAUUCGUGUUAA
This is a messenger RNA of Penicillium crustosum, 1155 nucleotides long. RefSeq lists its product as uncharacterized. The coding region runs from base 1 to 1155 and encodes 384 amino acids. The record is from RefSeq and is a predicted model, not a curated record. The transcript has 2 exons. NCBI's taxonomy places the organism in Eukaryota, Fungi, Ascomycota, Eurotiomycetes, Eurotiales, Aspergillaceae.